Messenger RNA from Macrobrachium nipponense, 1227 nucleotides. RefSeq lists its product as uncharacterized. The transcript is spliced from 5 exons. NCBI's taxonomy places the organism in Eukaryota, Metazoa, Arthropoda, Malacostraca, Decapoda, Palaemonidae. The record is from RefSeq and is a predicted model, not a curated record. The coding region runs from base 1 to 1227 and encodes 408 amino acids.
AUGCCGAUAGAUGUCCAAAAGUUAGACAGCUUUAGCAUCGGUGAUGAUCCUAAAUCAAUCAAUAGAACCGUAAAUUCAAAUGACUGCUCUAGCUCAAAUGAAGAAAGUGUACAUAAGACCACAGAAGUAGAACAAUUUGCAUUUCACAUUAAUUCCGUGAACAAAGAUGCACAAGAACGUCUUAUGGCUCAAAUAGAAAUAAAUGGGAAACUCACACCCAUGCAAAUAGACACAGCUGCAGAUGUGACAAUAAUUUCUGAAAGAGUAGCACAAACGAUACCUAACCUAGUGAUAAGACCUUCAGGCAAAGUGCUCAAAAGUUAUACUGGUACAAACAUAAAACUGUGGAAAACUGAAAUUAGAAGGUUAGAAAGUGAAGGUUCAUGGGAAAAGGUAGAUUAUUCAGAUUGGUCUACACCAUUAGUUCCAAUUGUUAAGGACAACGGUCAAGUUAGGUUAUGUGGAGAUUACAAGGUAUGGUCAGGAGUAUUCAUUUUCAUUGAUGACAUAUUAGUAGCUGGCAAAACAAAAAAGAACAUAGAGAAAGGUUACGUCGCAGUUCUAAAGAAACUAAAGGAAAAAACACAACAUAUCAAGGUCAACCAGAGUAAAUGUAUUUUAGAAGUUGACUCGGUUGAGUAUUUAGGCUUUAUUGUAAAUGGUAAAGGUAUUCAUAAGACUCAAGAUAAGGUAAAUGCAGUGCAGUCAGCAAAGUUACCAGAAAAUGUCAAGGAAUUGCAAUCAUUUCUAGGUUUAGUAACAUUCUAUGGUAGUUUCAUUCAAAACUUAGCAACAAUUGCACACCCAUUGUACAAUUUGCUGAACAAAGAUGUAACAUGGAAUUGGACAAAGGAAUGUCAAAAAUCUUUUGAAAGAAUCAAAGCAGAAGUGACAUCACCCACAUUCUUAGUACAUUAUCAAAUGGAUUUGCCAGUAAAGUUGGUUUGUGACGCCUCAAACAUAGGAUUAGGUGCAGUACUAGCACAUGUAAUGCCAGAUGGUACAGAAAAACCAAUAGCUUUUGCCUCUAGGGUAUUGAACAAAGCAGAGAGAAAUUACUCACAAAAAAUAGAAAAGGAAGCAUUAGCACUAGUGUAUGCUAAGGAAAUAGCACAAGGUACAAAGAAAGACCCAGUACUUUCAAAAGUAGUGCAGAGUCUAAUAACCGGCAGAGAUAUUUGUGCAGAAGAUGCUAAUUGUAAACCAUAUAAAGAAACUUUGGAAUGA